Asparagus officinalis (garden asparagus) is the source of this 6122-nucleotide messenger RNA. RefSeq names its product nuclear pore complex protein GP210. The transcript has 36 exons. Bases 139 to 5853 code for a protein of 1904 amino acids. Lineage: Eukaryota; Viridiplantae; Streptophyta; Magnoliopsida; Asparagales; Asparagaceae. The record is from RefSeq and is a predicted model, not a curated record.
GUCUCCACCUCCUCCCGUGCGGACUACCGCCUCCAGGGCUCCGACGGUUGCUUCUCUUGGUCAUGGGAUCAUCACGAUAUAUUGUCGGUGCAACCGGAGUACAAUAGAAGUAGCAGGUGCUCGACGAGCGCUCGGCUGAUGUCGAUCGCGCCGUACGCUGGUCGGAAGGAGACGGCGGUUUAUGCGAAGGAUGGGCGGACCGGGAUCACGAUCAGGUGUAAGGUUUUCAUCGAUAGGGUCUCGAGGAUCCAGAUUUUUCACCACGCGGUGAAGAUUGAUUUGGACGAGCUCGCGACGCUGCGCAUUCGGGCGUUUGAUGACGAAGAAAAUGUAUUCUCAUCGUUGGUAGGUGUAAAGUUUCUCUGGAAGCUUGAGCCGAAGUCUUUAGAACCUAAUGCUAUUCAUCAUCUCGUCCAUGUUCCACUGAAGGAAACACCACUGAGUGAUUGUGGCGGUUUUUGUGGCGAUUUAGAUACUCAGAUAGACCUGGAAGAUAGAGGCUUUGGUGCAGAUUUAUAUGUUGUAAGGGGAACUAAAAUUGGUCAUGAGGUUGUGACUGCCCAGUUGGUUGAGCCACAACUUGAGCACGUGAUGGACAAGAUCAUUCUCACUGUAGCUGAAGCUAUGUCAUUAGAUCCUCCAUCCCCGGUCUUCAUUACUGUUGGAGCAUUGAUAUACUACAGUCUUAGGGUUAUUCGUGCUAAUACUCCUCAGGUGGUAGAUCUACCAUCUCCACAUCAUCGAUGGUCUGCGUCAAACUCCACAGUAGCUCAAGUGGACAGUGAAAUGGGAAUUUCUUAUGCGCUGAACCUAGGAAUUACAAACAUUGUUGUUGAGGACACUAGACUUUCUGGUCAUGUACAGACCUCAUGCAUGCAUGUUGUCAUCCCGGAUAAAUUGGUCUUAUAUAUAGUACCUUUAUCCACUACCUCUACCAUGCUUGAAGGAACAAAACCAAUUCCCUCGUCUGCCAUUUGGUACGUUUUUCCAGGCCAAGAAUACAUCAUUCAGAUUAGAGUUUUCUCACAGGCACCUGAUGUGAAGGAGAUAUACAUUACAGAGAUUAAUGAUCUGAAAUUGGAUAGCAGUACUAUAAAGUAUUGGGACAUAUUAUCUGUGAUGGAUGAGGUUUCUGUCACAUACGAUAAGCAAAACUCUAGAUUGCUCAAGCCAAUAUCUCAGGGACAGGGAAUUUUGACAGCUUCCCUGAAUUAUCAUCGUGAAAUCAAUGAAAAACCUGAGAUUCUCAGGGCUGUUCAAGAAGUUAUCGUUUGCAGUAAAGUUAAGUUCAACUUCGGGGAAGAAGAUGAGGCCAGUCAAAUCAUUCGCCUUCCUUGGGCUCCUGGAAUUAGUCAGCAAGUUGAACUAAGGGCCACUGGAGGCUGUGGAAGAAGCCUUGAAGACUAUAUUUGGCUUUCUUCUAACGAGGCAGUUUUGUCUGUAUCUACUUCUGGUUUGUUGCGAGUAAACAGUCCUGGUCGAGCUGUCAUUAAAGUGGUUUCAGUUUUUGAUUCAAUCAAUGUUGAUGAGGUGGUGGUUGAAGUUUCUGUUCCUUCUUCUAUGAUUGUACUUCCGAACUUUCCUGUAGAGGUGGUUAUCGGAACACAACUUGAAGCUGCGGUGACAUUGGAAACAUCUGAUGGUGACAGAUAUUUCAGAUGUGACGCUUUUAACUCCUUUGUGAGUUGGAAAGUUUUUCCUGAAAAUAAAAUUUUCAAAGUUCUUGACACAAGCACGGGGAAAAGCUUCCCUACUAUGCUGUCACAUUUAGAUGGGUCAGGCCUCGCUCAUGGUCAACCUUGUGCAUGGACGCAUUUAUAUGCCUCUGCUGCUGGUCGAGCUGAGCUGCACGCAACUCUGUCUACUGAAUUACAGCAAUCUGCUCACUUGAAAGACGGAGCCGUCCUUAAAACUGUUUCCUCUCUUGCUGCAUAUUUGCCUCUUGUUAUUCGUCAAGCAGAUAGUGGGAAUCAGUUUGGUGGUUAUUGGAUUGAUUUAGCCAGGACGCAUGCUGAUAUCCAUGAUGCUGAUCCUACUUGUUUGAAUGACAUGUAUCUUGCCCCUGGAUCUUGGAUGGAUGUGUUAUUAUUAGGAGGGCCUGAAAGGUGGGAUGAAAAGAUUGAACAUAUUGAACUGACAGAAGUUACGAUGGAACAAGAGAAAUCAGUAACAGGUGGUCUUCUUGUGCAGCAGCCUUCUUCCAGUGAUGGGGGGCUUUACAGGGUCUUUUGUCAAACACUGGGGGAAUUUAAACUGCUCUUUUCACGGGGAAAUUUGGCUGGCGAGGGCCACUGGGUUCCUUCGAUAGCAUACACACAAUUGCUUGUUAAAUGCAGCUUCCCUUCAUCGAUCACUUUGAUUGCAAACGAACCUGUAAACUCACCUGGUAUUAUAGAGGCAGCGGUAAAGGCUGGUCGUACGCCAGACAGAAUUCGUACUGCUCCUGUCGUGGUGGCUAAUGGAUGCACCAUACGUGUAGCUGCAGUUGGUAUUCAUUCAAGUGGAAGGAUUUUUGCAAAUUCAUCUUCUCUUUGCUUGAGAUGGGAUCUGAACGGGUGUGAUGAGCUGGCUCAUUGGAACGAGAGCCUGAGUUGUGAGAGUUCUCUGAAAACCGGUUGGGAAAGAUUUCUAGUUUUGCAUAAUGCAUCAGGAUUGUGUACUAUUCGAGCUACAAUAUCUGGUUUUGCUAAAGUCAAGGACAGCCAUUUGUAUGAAACGGAUUAUUUCGACGUGAGCAAAGAAAACAUCAUUACAGAUGCUAUGCAAUUACAGUUGGUAUCUACGCUAAGAAUUAUUCCGAGCUCUGUGCUAUUAGUUUUUGAUCCUGAAGCAAAGGUAAAUCUUUCUGUUACUGGUGGAACCUGUUUUCUAGAUGCUGUGGUAAAUGAUACACAAGUUGUGCAAUUAACCCAACCGCCAGAAGGUGUAGAUUGCUCACGUCUGAUGCUUAGUGCUAGAGGCUUGGGCACUGCUCUUGUGACAGUUUGGGAUAUAGGACUUUCUCCUCCUGCUGCUGCUUCUGCCUUGGUCAGAGUUGCAGAUGUUGAAUGGAUUAAGAUUAUUUCUGAUGAAGAGAUUAGCCUUAUGGAAGGGACUGUUAAAGCUUUUGACAUAUCAGCAGGGACACAAGACGGUUUUGUUUUCGACUAUUCUCAGUACAAAUAUAUGAAUAUGCAAGUACAUAUUGAUGAUGGCAUCCUUGAGCUUGUUAGAGUGGAUGAUUCUUCGAAACUUGGAGGCCGAAUAAUCUCCAUACCUAAUUUCUCAGUUAAAGCGACAGUGCUCGGUACUACCACCCUUUAUGUCAGUAUUAGGCAGCAUGGGAAUGAAAUACUCAGUCAAAUGAUUAAGGUGGAAGUUUACAGUCCACUUCGCCUAAACCCUGAGUAUAUUUACCUAGCACCUGGUGCUUCCUACACGCUGACAGUGAAAGGUGGCCCGAAAUAUGGCGCUCUUGUGGAAUAUGCUAGCAUGGAUGGAGAAAUUGCAAUAAUUCAAGGGUCGUCAGGACGAGUUUCUGCGAUUUCCACUGGAAAUGCAACUGUCCGUGCUACUGUGUUCGGCACUGGAGGUAUCUUGAUUUGUGAAGCGUACGGCAGAAUUCAGGUUGGCAUUCCAUCAGCAAUGAUGUUGAGUUCGCAGAGUGACCAGCUCUGUAUUGGUUGUAAAAUGCCAAUUUUUCCAUCAUUCCAGGAGGGAAACUUAUUUUCCUUCUAUGAGAUAUGUAGUAAUUAUAAAUGGGCCGUAGAGGAUGAGAAGGUUUUAGCCUUCAGUACACCCAGUCCCUUGCAUUCUGUUGCAGACGAAAAUUUGUUACCUGGUACUACAGGAAAGACCAAUCUUUGCCAUUUUGAUGACAGCGAUAGUGCAUUCAUCAGUGUAUUAUCUGGAAGAUCUGCAGGCAGGACAAAAGUUUCAGUUUCGUUCUGCUGUGAGUUUGUGUCAUCUGGCAUUAAACAACUAGUAUCUUACAAUGCAUCUGAGACGUUGACGGUGGUAUCUGAUCCUCCCUUGGCUCUUGGGAUACCCAUAACAUGGGUUUUGCCACCUUUCUACACUUCAUCAGAUCGCUUGCCCAGAGUCUCAAAUAUGCACAUCCACUCCAAUGACGGAAAGGGUACCGGAACUAUUACUUAUUCUGUGCUGAAGUCACGGGGAAAGAGAGAGCUCAGAAAGCAGGAUGCCAUUGUUAUUGAUGGAAGUAAAAUCAGAACAAGGGAAAGCAAUGAACUUGCUUGUAUCCAGGCAGAGGACCAGAUAACUGGUAGAACAGAAAUAGCUUCAUGUGUAAGAAUUGCUGAGGUGGCUCAACUAAGGGCAAGCACGACAGGUUCUACAUUCCAUGUUGCGUACCUUGCAACAGAUGCUAAAAUGGAAUUGGCAAUUAACUACUGCGAUGAUUUAGGAUAUUACUUCUCGGAAGCACACGGCGUGGUUCCAUUAGACGUUGAGACUAAUUAUCCUGAUGUUGUGUUCGUUCAAGGGGCAAGUGAUGCAAAUAAGACAAAUGGUGGCAUUGGAAAUAUUUUUCUUAAGGCUAGAAAUCCAGGGCGAGCUCUUGUGAUGGUAACGAUGAAAUAUAAGCCUGAGAAAGCUGACUUCAUCCUGGUAUCAGUUGGUGCCCAGUUGUAUCCUCAAAACCCUGUCAUUCAUGUUGGACAUAGACUUAAUUUUACUGUAAUUGGAGAUGGUAUACAUGGUCCUCGAUCAGGUCAGUGGUCAAGUAGCAAUGGAAGUGUUCUGUCUGUAAAUAAGAUGUCUGGUGAAGCUCACGCACAUGGUGAAGGUUUAGUUAAAUUGACGUUCAGAGAUUCCAAUUUAAAGCUGCAGACUACUGUUUCUGUGCUAAAAGCUGAUCAGAUGUUAGUUGAUUCUCCUGCAGAGACAUUAACUAACGUCCCAUCUCCAGCUGAAGGUUACAAGUUUCCUGUUAAGUUUAGAAAUGACCCCUAUGGAAAGUUUGAAGCUACUGGAAAGGCUGUUGAAGUCGUAUAUGAUUGCAGGGUUGACCCACCUUAUGUCGGGUAUGCAAAGCCAUGGAGGGAUCAUGGGACUGGUAAUUCAUAUUGUCUCUUCUUCCCCUACUCACCAAAACAUUUGCUGAGUUCCCUGUCCAAGUCAAAGGCUGCAAUAUCUGAACAAUAUGACAGAAAUGAUGGGUUUCUGUACGUUUCGGUCAUAGCCUCAUUGAGAGAAGCACCUCAAGUUGAGGGAGCUGCCCAUGCACUUUUUGUUGGAGGAUUCUCUAUUGAGGGAGCAGGAAAGUUAAAUUUGACACCAAGCUUGAACAAAAGCCUGAUAAGAGUUAUAGGCAACACAGAUGUCGAGAUUUAUUGGAAUGCGAAAGAUCUGCUGCUGGUUACCCCUUUCGGAACAGAUGGAUUUGGCAUUGGUGGGGUUAGAGAAUACAAGGUUGAAGUGCUGAAAGAUCAGAAAAUCACAGAUACGCUAACAAUAGUGCUUCCUACAACAGGUCAGCAAAUGGAAGUAGAUGUCAACUUCGAUCCUGAUGGGGAAGGAGGAAGCAGAAAACCCGCAGCAGAGUCGAGUACUUUUAUGUGGGGUUUAAUUAUCACGUGUUUAGUAGGGCUAAUAGCCACAGUCCUCAGCUUCAUGGGAUUGCUCGAGAGAAGAAGUCGAAGAACUUACACGCCACCCACAGUUGCAGCAGGCUCUCCAAUAGGCCGACGUGACCAAAGCACUGCCACUCCUACCGCUGCUACUGGUAGCGUUCAUUCAUCGCCUCAUACGCCCAAUAGCCCUUUCGUCGAUUAUGUGAGAAGAACAAUAGAUGAGACUCCGUAUUAUAGGCGGACUGGGAGAAGGCGGUUUGAUCCGCAGUAUACUUACUAGAUUACGUAGUUUAUUUGAAGGGAAAUGCUUGUCGUCCGUUUUGUAGCAGGUUCAUGUAUAUGUGGAACUGGGGCAGAUGAAUUUUUGUAGAGACAAUUCCAUUGUGUUGAGGGGGGGUGUGAUUGAUGGGCGACAUAAUAGGAGCAGCAUGUUGGCCCACCUUCAAUGUAAUUCGAAAACACUUGCACAUUAGUUGUGACUGCAUUUUAUACUGUAAUUGCCAAACCUAACUGUCCAAGUUAUGAAAGAAACACAGCAUGAGCACUAAA